This is a messenger RNA of Cucurbita pepo subsp. pepo (vegetable marrow), 1177 nucleotides long. RefSeq names its product protein SOB FIVE-LIKE 5. The record is from RefSeq and is a predicted model, not a curated record. Gene Ontology annotation, biological process: cytokinin biosynthetic process. NCBI's taxonomy places the organism in Eukaryota, Viridiplantae, Streptophyta, Magnoliopsida, Cucurbitales, Cucurbitaceae.
UGUUAAUGGAAAUGAGGGUGGGUUUGUUCCAAAAUAGGCUUCAAUUUUAAUGGAAAUGACAGCCCCACCAUUGUACAUUUUCAGGGGGACCUACUGUUGUCGCACAUCCAAACGUUUGUCGCUUUAGAUAUCAUCCAUUGUUCUUGAUUUGCCCAUUGUUCUUGCCAACUGGCAUCUCUGAUGUGUCCACAAACAGAUAAAGGAAGCAAAAACCAAAAGAUAAAACGAGGGAUAAACUAAGUCCAGGACUUUAGUGUGAUUGUUUUGGUCCCUUUUUCCCCUCUUCAAUAGAAAUGCAACGCAGAGAAAGAGAAGAUGGAAAUUUUUGUUAUAUAAACAAUCCAAUUUCCAUCGCCUCUUCUGCUACCUGAUACCAAAAAUUCCCUCAAAGCCUAACCACUGAAUUGCCACCAUGAAUGAUUGGUCUGCUACACAUUAUUGCAGUGGAGGUGAAUCAGGUUGGACUAUGUACUUAGACCAAUCCUAUACUUCAGACCAUCGUUUCGGUGGCGGGGUUGAUGGGGUAAAGGAAGCAAAAGCAAGAGCAGAGGAGGCGGAUGAAGAAGAUCUAUCAAUGGUGUCUGAUGCUUCCUCAGGUCCACCACAUUACCUUGAGGACAACGAAGAAUUGUUUUACAAUAAUGGGUAUUCUUCCUAUACCUAUUCAGCUUCAGAUUCAACAAUAAAUUGCAGUAAGGAGGAGAAUAAAAAGAGCAAGAAAAGCAAACAAAAUGGCAGAAAUCAGCAACCUUCUUACCUUGAUGACACUGCUAGCUCCCCUGUAUAUGGCUACGGCAAAGCAAGCAAAAUCAAGGCAGCAACAAGCAACAAAGCUUCGGAGGAGAAUCCAGUUGAUUUUUCUCAGGGAUUCUCAGCAACCCACUUUAAGAGAAAAACUGCACUGAGGAAACAAAAAUCAGCGCCAGAAGAAUGAGGGUAUUAGCGAUUCCGCCGCAGCUUCCGAUGCCCUUUUUGGGCCGUCAAGUAAAUGACAACGACAUGUUAUAGAAAUCAGAGGGAUAUUGUUCCUUUUAUUAUUAUUAUUAUUCUCAAUUUAAUUUUCCCCCCAAUGUUUUAGGCUGUGUUGGCUUCUCUUUUCCACGUUCUUGUCAAGGCAAUGGGACACAUGAAACACUAAAAACGGACCGAAAAAUGGAAAAAGAAAAAGAGUUUAAAG